Molecule: messenger RNA, 1510 nt
Organism: Coffea eugenioides
Lineage: Eukaryota; Viridiplantae; Streptophyta; Magnoliopsida; Gentianales; Rubiaceae
Product: SEC12-like protein 1
Exons: 10
Coding region: 138-1316 (392 amino acids)
Biological process (GO): protein secretion
Cellular component (GO): endoplasmic reticulum membrane
Molecular function (GO): GTPase activator activity; guanyl-nucleotide exchange factor activity; protein binding
Source: RefSeq, a predicted model, not a curated record
UAUUGAAAAGAAACCGAAAACUCAAACAUCCCGCUGUAAUUAACAAAGUCCUCCUCGGCUUGUUCUUCUUCCGAAAUUCUGGAAGAGCAGCCACCUUCCUUUCUUAUCGUCGUUAUAGUAAUAAUAACUGAAUAACAAUGGAAGGUGGUGUUGAUGGGGUGGCGGCAGAGGGGAAGGUGACGUGUGCGGCGUGGAUCAGACGGCCGGAAAAUGCGCAUCUGGUGGUGAUUGGAAAGUCAAGGACGCCCCCCUCUUCUUCUUCACUGGAGAUUUUCUCAUUUGAUCCCAUGGCGGCUUCUCUUUCUUCCUCUCCGAAGGUGAUUUAUGAGUUUGAAGAAGGAGUUGAGCCGGUGAGUAUUGCGGUACAUCCAAGUGGAGACGACAUCGUCUGUUCCACCUCCACUGCUGGCUGCAAAUUACUUGAGUUGCAUGCUCGAGGAGAUAAUGUAAGACUUUUGGCCAAAGAAUUACUUCCUCUUCAGAAUGUCAGUCCACAGAGAUGCUUAGCCUUCAGUGGGGAUGGAUCUCGAUUUGCUACUGGAGGAGUUGAUGGACAUCUCAGAAUCUUUGAAUGGCCAAAUUUGCGCAUCAUUUUAGACGAACCAAGAGCCCACAAGUCUUUUCAAGACAUGGAUUUUAGUCUAGACUCGGAGUUUCUAGCUUCAACAUCCACUGACGGUUCAGCAAGAAUAUGGAAGACUGAUGGUGUUCCAGUAACAACCUUGACACGAAACUCAGAUGAGAAGAUUGAACUUUGUCGAUUUUCAAGAGAUGGGACGAAACCAUUUUUGUUUUGCACAGUACAAAGAGGCAAUAAGCCACUUACUGUUGUCUGGGACAUAAGUACAUGGGAAAAAAUUGGACACAAGAGAUUCCUACCUAAACCAGCUUCUAUAUUAUCCAUAAGCUUGGAUGGAAAGUAUCUUGCUCUAGGAAGCAAAGAUGGGGAUGUGUGUGUGGUUGAAGUAAAGAAGAUGGAGAUCCGCCAUUGGAGUAAGAGGCUGCAUUCGGGUUCUAAUAUCAUUUCAUUGGAGUUUUGCCCCAGUGCAAGGAUUGUCCUAACUGCCUCUUCUGAAUGGGGAGCUAUGGUGACUAAACUGACUGUUCCUGUUGAUUGGAAAGAUUGGCAGAUUUACCUGCUACUGUUGGGACUAUUUUUAGCUUCAAUGCUUUUGUUUUACGUAUUCUUCCAGAAUUCAGAUUCUUUCUGGAACUUUCCUGAAUCUGCAAGAAAGAUUAACACUGUUUUCGGAGGUUCGCAACCCGAUGAUAAGACUGCGUUCGAACAAUUUGAACAACUAGACUUGUUAUCCUGACUCUGAUUAUCUUGAGAUGUUAAGGACAGAAUUGGCAUGUGAAACUCGAGAUAUCAAGCAUUUCAUGUGUGUAUAAUUUUGGCUUUUGUGGGAGCAAGGAAAUUGAUUCUGACAUUCUCUUGCCAAUCUAUUGGCCUCUACCUCUAUUGUAUCUCUUUUGGAAUCAACGUGAAAGAUGAACAUUUUUUUUUUUU